This is a messenger RNA of Platichthys flesus (European flounder), 1628 nucleotides long. RefSeq names its product fibroblast growth factor 2 (gene fgf2). Gene Ontology annotation, molecular function: growth factor activity; fibroblast growth factor receptor binding. The transcript is spliced from 3 exons. Gene Ontology annotation, cellular component: cytoplasm. NCBI's taxonomy places the organism in Eukaryota, Metazoa, Chordata, Actinopteri, Pleuronectiformes, Pleuronectidae. Gene Ontology annotation, biological process: positive regulation of cell population proliferation; fibroblast growth factor receptor signaling pathway; positive regulation of gene expression. The record is from RefSeq and is a predicted model, not a curated record. The coding region runs from base 742 to 1209 and encodes 155 amino acids.
GAAAGUCACUCAUUCAUGAAGUCCCCACUUUGUGGAUUCUUUCCCUAUAAAUAGCACAGAGUGAAUCAUUGGCUUUCUCUUUUGGUCCCUGGAUGAAUGAAAACACUGGUUCUCUUCACAUGGCUGCUGCUGCUCUUGGCUCACUGAAGGGUGACACCAGGUUCUAGGCCCACCCUCCUUCAUGCCCUCCUCUCCCUCCUCGACUCCUCUUGGGUUGGUGGGUUAAAUCCGUGAGCUCCUAGUGGGCGUGAGCAUGCGAGUGUGUGUGUGUUGGGCGCAUGCGGACUGAGGCCCGAAGGGGAAAGCCUUCCACGCAGAUCUAAGCCAGCUGCCCUGCUUUUAAUACUUCAUUUGCAAGAAGAGUAGCAAACAGGGGGAAGCCGCAUGCAUCCCCUCCACCAGUGUGCUCCCAGUACACUGGCUGGCAGCUGCCUUUCCUACCAACAGCAGACGAGCAGCUACAAACAGUAGAUUUGGACCUUUCAGACUUUGGAGGCUCUUCCAGGAGACCCUCGGCUUCACAUUCCCAGGACUCAAAGGGCCCUUGCUGCCCUGAGUGUGGGGGUGUUCGAGCCAUCUGACCUGUGGGGUUAAGUAGAAUCAGUAGGAGUGAGGCUCUGCGGAGGAGGGGAGGAGGGCAGGGGCAGCGGUCGGUGGGAGGUGGGAGGCCUCGGCGGGGCUCCUGCACUGCUCAAGAAGAAGAGUAGGCAGUCGCCGGGAAGCGAGGGAACAGAGGAGGAGAUGGCCACGGGAGAAAUCACUACCCUUCCCUCCACACCUGAUGACGGCAGCAGCGGCGGCUUCCCCGCCGGGAGCUACAAGGACCCCAAGAGGCUCUACUGUAAAAACGGGGGGUUCUUCUUAAGGAUAAGAUCUGACGGGGGAGUGGAUGGAAUCCGGGAGAAGAGCGACCCCCACAUCAAACUGAAGCUCCAGGCGACCUCGGUGGGGGAGGUCCUCAUCAAAGGAGUCUGUGCUAACCGCUACCUGGCGAUGAACCGAGACGGACGACUGUUCGGAGCGAGACGAGCGACGGACGAAUGCUAUUUCCUGGAGCGGCUCGAGAGCAACAACUACAACACCUACCGCUCCAGGAAGUACCCCAACAUGUACGUGGCGCUGAAGCGAACCGGCCAGUACAAGACCGGGAACAAAACCGGACCGGGUCAGAAGGCCAUUCUCUUCCUCCCCAUGUCGGCCAAGUGCUGAACCGGGGGGGGCAAUCGAGGAGGUUCUUAACGGCGACGACAAAGAAGAAGAAGAUGUGACGGCAAUGGAGACAGAGUGUUGCCCCCCCCCCCCCCCCCCCCCCACCAAAACAGCUGUGAUCUUUUCCAACUGUUACGUCCUAACAGUUAUUUAUGUUUAUUUUUUUUAUCUUGUCUGCUCUUCUUCAGCAUUUCUUUGAAAUUGUGGCACAGGUCCAGACUGUAAAUGUGCAACCAAUCAACGACUUCACUGGUGCAACUGCAGCCUGCAGGUGCCUUGCUCAAGUGCACCUCAGCACUAUUUGUUCAUUUACUCCAUGCAGAUCCUCCCUCUCAGAUAACCAGUCUGCGUCUUGGUCUUCAGUUAAUGAGCGUGUGAGUCUUGGGUUUGAAAGCAGGACGCAGGUCUCCCACGUGAUC